Dentiscutata erythropus is the source of this 217-nucleotide messenger RNA. The record is from the annotation of a GenBank genome assembly. NCBI's taxonomy places the organism in Eukaryota, Fungi, Glomeromycota, Glomeromycetes, Diversisporales, Gigasporaceae.
UGUGUUUGCUGGCACGUUCAACGUAAGCGGACAAGACGCGUCAGAGUCUCUUUCACCGUGGCUUGAAUGUGAGCAUGACAUUGACGUUUAUGCGAUAGGUGCAGAAGCAUUUUUAUUGAAUGAUAAUAUUAGAGAGGAAGAGUGGAGUGAUGCUGUAUUAAGAGCAUUAGGCGAUAAAGCCGGAAAUUAUUGGAAGGCAGGUUUUAAAAUUGAUUAA